CAGCAGCAUUUGAAGAGUUGCACUACGGACACAGUCCGCCUACUGACCACCAGCAAUCACCUGGCAAUACGGAGUACAAAAAGUUCAACAACACCCAACACACUAGCCACAUACCCACUGUCAACCAUACAAGAUGCCGUCGACACACAAGAAAGAUAAGCCGUGGGACACGGACGACAUCGACAAGUGGAAGAUCGAGCCUUUCACCAAGGAACAGUCUUCCGGUCCUUUCCUCGAAGAGUCUUCGUUCAUGACCCUCUUUCCGAAGUACCGCGAGCGCUACCUCAAGGACGCAUGGCCACUCGUCACCAAAGCUCUCGAGAAGCACGGCAUUGCGGCAACGCUAGACCUCGUUGAGGGUUCUAUGACGGUCAAGACGACAAGAAAGACAUAUGACCCCGCGGCAAUCCUCAAUGCGCGAGACUUGAUCAAACUCCUGGCGCGAUCCGUACCGGCGCCCCAGGCUAUCAAGAUUCUGGAGGACGGGAUGGCUUGCGACAUCAUCAAGAUCCGAAACUUGGUGAGGAACAAGGAACGGUUUGUCAAGAGGCGGCAGCGGAUAUUGGGGCAGAACGGCACAACGUUGAAAGCGUUGGAGCUGCUCACGCAGACCUAUAUCCUCGUCCACGGAAACACCGUUUCGGUCAUGGGGCCGUACAAGGGUUUGAAGGAGGUUAGGAGGGUGGUUGAGGACACGAUGCGGAACAUCCACCCGAUUUACAUGAUUAAAGAGCUAAUGAUCAAGCGCGAACUGGCCAAAGACCCAGCGCUAGCGCACGAAGACUGGAGCCGAUACCUGCCCAACUUCAAGAAACGCACGCUCUCGAAGCGGCGGAAACCGUACAAGAUCACGGACAAGAGCAAAAAGCCGUACACUCCGUUCCCGCCGGCGCCCGAGAAGAGCAAGGUGGAUAUGCAGAUCGAGACGGGCGAGUAUUUCCUGAGCAAGGAGGCCAAGCAGAGAGCGGCGGAGGCGGAGCGGGCCGAGAAGGCCAAGCAAAAGAAGGAGGAGAAGAAGCGGGAGCGGGAGCGCGAGUAUGUGCCGCCGGAGGAGGACACGACGAAAUCGAAGAAGAGGAAGACGACGCACGACUGAAAGGGCGUGGAUUUUGGUGGAACUAGACGUGCAUAUGGUGGAGGAGGAGCAAGUCAAAUUGGUCUUAUCGGUCCUUGAAUCUCAUGAUACACAAGGCAGGCGAAGAUUUGACCAGACGCAAGGGCGAAUUGCCAUAGAUGGUUGUGUGGCCUUAGCGGCAGAGAUGCCGCUCCGGAGAUGAGCCGGGACGCCGGGCAGGUCCGAGUUGCAGCGGUGGAUUAUUAAUGGGUCUGCCGGCUCGGCUCUCCAUG
Molecule: messenger RNA, 1347 nt
Organism: Thermothelomyces thermophilus ATCC 42464
Lineage: Eukaryota; Fungi; Ascomycota; Sordariomycetes; Sordariales; Chaetomiaceae
Exons: 4
Coding region: 134-1096 (320 amino acids)
Cellular component (GO): nucleolus; small-subunit processome
Molecular function (GO): RNA binding
Source: RefSeq, a predicted model, not a curated record